UAUAAUUUAAUCACAUAUCUUAUCCGCGCAUGUCCAUGAAAAUUUGGUGACCCAGAAUUUGGGAUUAUUAGUUCUUGAUUCCACAUAUUUGAAUCAGCUCGUCAUUAGAUUCUGCAUAUAAAUUCUCUUCUUUGAUCCCAAAAACUUGAGUACUCGAGUUUCACCAUGAAAGAGAAGUUUUCCCAAGCUUGCCCCAUUUUUUCAUUUCGUCUUGUCUGAUGGCUUCUGCCUAUGCAUCCUUCAAAUCAUUGCUUUUGUAGCCUGCUGAUUCAUUUGCUUCCACUCUAUUACUAAACAAGCAUUCUUUUUCAUCAUUUCCUCUAUCUAUAUUGGAUAAUUGAUGAGUAAUCAAGGAAACGGCAGAGAUAAUAUUGUCAUUUCUUGGUCAGGAUGCAGCUGCUGGUUACUCCUGAUUCUACCACCUUGAGUUACUGGUUAAGCUGGAGCGUCUUGCUAUGUGCAAUCUGUGUCUUCACCCCUGUGGUUGUAGCAAUAUUUAUUAUAUGGAAACAUGAAAAUUUUGAUCAUUCGAGAUCUUGCAGAGGAAAAACUCAGCAACAGAUACACCAUUCAUUGUUUGAAGAUAGAGCUUGGAGGCCAUGUCUUAAGCAAAUCCACCCCAUUUGGUUGUUGGCUUAUCGAGUUAUUGCUUUCUCUUUGCUUUUGGCGUCGCUCAUUAGCAAAGUUUCUGCUAAUGGAUUUGUCAUGUUUUACUACUAUACUCAGUGGACUUUUACUUCUGUUACCAUUUAUUUUGGGUUUGGAGUACUGCUUUCUGUCUGUGGGUGUUACCGAUAUCAUAAAAUGGGCAUGGCAGCAUCCAAUAUCCAUCACAUUGGGGAUGAUGUUGAACAAGGGUACCGUGUGCCUCUAAUACGCGAGGAAAGGUCAAAUAUACUCAAUGCAAGAAAAUUAUCAAAUACCCAAGAGGAAAUUUACGGUUUUCAAGCAGCAACUGUUUCUAAUUAUCUCUUUCAAGUUCUAUUUCAGAUGAAUGCUGGGGCAGUAAUGCUCACUGAUGUUGUUUAUUGGGCCAUUAUUUUUCCAUUUCUUACCAUCAAAGAUUACUCUAUGAAUUUUAUGACAGUUAAUAUGCAUACGCUCAAUAUUAUCGUACUCCUUGGUGAUACAGCUUUGAAUUGUUUGCCAUUUCCUUGGUUUCGGUUUUCUUACUUCAUUCUAUGGACGGGUAGUUUUGUCAUUUUCCAGUGGAUUAUCCAUGCUUGUAUACCAAUUUGGUGGCCAUAUCCAUUUCUUGACUUGUCAUUACCAUAUGCUCCAUUAUGGUACUUGCUAGUAGCAUUGAUGCAUUUCCCAUGCUAUGGUUUCUUUGUGCUGAUUAUCAACAUGAAACACAAUCUGUUGUCGAAACGGUUUCCUCAGUCUUAUCAAUGUCUGAGAUGAUGAAUGUAAAAUAUUUGAAUGCUUCUCUCCUAUAGCUGAAUGCAUUUGAGGCUCCAUUAAAAUCAUGCUCAAGCGAACCUAGUUGGAGGUAGAAUGUGGCAGGUGGUAGUCCUGUGAUGCUCAACUGUUCUAUUUUGUUUCAAUGGAAUCAAGACUGGAUCCAUUCAGGAUGUUUACAUAAUGUUAUAAUCUGAAGCAACAUUUUACAUCAGAAGUAGAGGAUUGGUAACCGCACUAGUACUUGGCGUAUGUUUAGAACUUCCUUCUAGGUUUCAGAUUCAGGCUUCUUAGUUCAUUUCAUUGAACCGUUGAUUGUAUGACGUACUGUAAAAUUUCCUCUCUGCAAUCCCUGAUCAUGAGUUAACAGAGCUUGUGAUACUUGAUUCUUCAUUGUUUACCUUAAACAGGAGGUAGGGAUGUAAAACUGAGGCGAGAAUAAUGCUGUCUUAGCAAAUGAUAACACCCCAUUUCUUGCUCAA
Molecule: messenger RNA, 1883 nt
Organism: Hevea brasiliensis (rubber tree)
Lineage: Eukaryota; Viridiplantae; Streptophyta; Magnoliopsida; Malpighiales; Euphorbiaceae
Exons: 9
Coding region: 391-1404 (337 amino acids)
Cellular component (GO): membrane
Source: RefSeq, a predicted model, not a curated record